AGAAUAAUUACCGUCAGUGCGAGAUAUUUUCGUCAUUAACCACACUUAGCUAGCUUAUUCUUUCUUUUCUUAAACCUAGCAGGCGGUAGGAAACGAUGAAAAUUGUAGUCUUUUCACGCCGCAAAGACGCCGUUCCAUAAUGAGCGAGGCAGCGUGUAUGAACUACAUUUCCCAGAACCUCGUUGGGUAAAACCGUUUGACAAGCGGCAGACGCGUCUUGCCUUUCACAUCACAGUCUGCAGCUAGUAGAGCUGUUAGCUAAAGGUGUUGCUUAAGGCGACAGGAUGGGUGUAUCGGAUUUACAAGUCGAUACAAAUGCAGGUCCUGUGGUGGAUCUUUCAGCCUGCGGUAUGCAAAAGCUGGACCCUAAUUUCGUCUGCUCUGAGGACACUCACACUCUCAUCCUGGACCGUAACCACAUAAUGAAGCUGGACCAUCUGGAAAGGAGCCCAGGCCUUCAGCAGUUAUCUGUAGCAAGUAACCGUCUGGUGAGAAUGAUGGGCGUGUCUCGGUUAACCCAGUUGACCGUCCUCAAUCUUCCCAAUAACAGUAUCGGUUACAUUGAGGGGCUCAGGGAUCUGCCACACCUCAAAUGGCUCAAUUUGUCCGGGAACAAUAUUAAGGUUAUUGAGCAACUCAACAACUGUGUUUCCCUUCAACACUUGGAUCUGUCUGACAAUAACAUUUCUACCAUUGGUGAUUUGACUAAACUGGUGGCACUGAAGACACUGUUACUCCAUGGAAACAGCAUUACAACACUCCGCACUGUUCCCGCUCACCUACCUGCCCAUUUAUCCAUUCUCUCCCUGGCAGAAAAUGAGAUAAGAGAUCUUAAUGAAGCAUCAUACCUGGCACCUCUCCAUGAGCUGGAGCAGCUGUCCAUUAUGAGCAACCCUUGUGUUAUGGCAACCCCCUCAUUGCCAAGUUUUGAUUAUCGGCCGUAUGUCAUGAGUUGGUGUCUGAGCCUAAAGGUCCUGGAUGGCUACGUGGUGUCACAGAAAGAAGGUCUGAAAGCAGAGUGGCUCUACAGUCAGGGAAAAGGACGUUCAUAUCGACCAGGUCAGCAUGUUCAGCUGGUUCAGUACCUUGCCACUGUGUGCCCUCUGUCGUCAUCACCAGCCCUGGAAACGGCAGAAGACGCUAAAUUGGAGAAGAUCCUCAGUAAGCAGAGGUUUCACCAAAAGCAGCUGUUAGAGGAGACCCGAGGAGGCUGUCCUAGUCCUCCUCGUCCAACUCAGCUAGAUGUGGAGAGGCACAGUCCUACACACCCAGUCCCACAGGAGGGAGCCAGAGAGGUGAAGCACACAAGUGCACCUGCACCAGCAGCUGCUCCAUCAGUGCGGGAGACAGAACCAGUCGUGCAGUUUAACACCUGGGUGAGCUGUGAUUCUUCCCACCCGUCACUGACGGUAGUUCGCAGCCCGAGGCCCCGAGAGGAGCACAUCUAUUUAGAGGAUGUGCAGACCGACGAGGAGAAACUAAGUGGCAGCAUGCUUUCUUCAGAAUCCACGUUCCUCCCCUUCACAUCCGACCUGGAGCCCCACACCACCCACUCUGACAGUGAGGAUGAGACAGAGACAUUUGAACCUGACUCCCUGGCUCCGAAGCGGCCAGCACAGCCCAAAAAGCACAACGCAAACAAGACGCAUCAUUCACCCUCAUCAGAUAAGCAAGUGAAGGGUCUUGAAGAGGAAGUUAUUUCUGGUGCAGCUCCGACACCUGGAGCAGUGGGCAUCAAAGUUAGCACACCACAAAAUGAUCUGCAAACAACCUUCGACUUUGGUAAAGCAGAGAUGAGAGACGCCCCCAAGCAGGAAGAAGUUGAUACAUGUGCCAGUAAAUCAAGUUUGAUGGAGGCAGACAGGGCAGCGGUUAAAAUACAGUCAUGGUGGAGGGGACAGCACACACGGUGUUGUCACCCCAUGGCCAGAGAGGUACGCAGUGAGAUCCGCCUGCGCAGGAUGCAAGACCAUAUCCUCUUCUUGUCUGAAAAGUUGGACAGGGUGCAGCAGCAGUAUGAAGAAGAGAGGUUACAAAGGCUGGUUCAGGAGGAAGCUGUAAAGUUUCUGUGGAAACAGCUCCAGUCUAUGCAGCAGUGGAAGCAGUCCGUGGAGCAGCAGCUGGCCAGCAUUAGCCAAGCUGUCCCUCCGGCUCAGAUCUCAGCUCCUGGACUAUGUGUAGUCACCCCGCCUGUUGCAUCCAGCACGACGAACCCACCCAACACAGACGCCUCGUUCCCAGACUCUGGCUUCCAGUCAACAAGCGAUCAGCAGGCAGCGCAGGAAGACAGCUUCCUGAGCAGUGGGACAGCAGACUCUCUAAAGACGGUGCGAGCACUGAGCCCUGUUCGUAGCGGCUUCGCAGGCAGCGCUGACGGUGUGGACAGUGCAGACUGCAGCCUGCUGGAGCAGUACCUUUCCUCUGUACAGCAGAGGGAGGAGGAGGCUGAGGAGGCGGUCAGUGAUAGAACAGAAACACCACAGCCCUCCUCACCAGUAUCACCCAGCAAAACAGCACAGUCCAUCCCUAACUCCACCCCACAGAAGGCAGCAGACAACCAAGCAGAAGUGCAAAGAACGAACGACACCACUCCCGGCCCUGUCUGAGAGCCUACACAUAAUACACACCUGUGCAGAACUACUGAGUGUGUGUACAUUUGCACUGACUGUAAGAUAGAGAUGCGUUGCUCCCUCCUGAGACUGUCUGACAAAAGCACUCAUCUCAAACUGACCCAGAUCUCAAAUGGCAGUGUGCUUAGUUUCUGUUCAUCAAGACUGAUCCCAGGACAGGCUUGACAGCAACACCUUACUGUGAAUGUAACUCACGUUUUUUAUACUUCACUACUUGAUUCUGUUAUUUAACAUUUUCCUAUCUGUGUAAAGACAAUAACUGUGGUGUAGCAUCAUAACAUAUUAGUAACUUUAAAGCAAUUACUUCACAAUAGGUUGCUACCUCUACUGAUCAAAAGACCAAGCACGGUAUAUCCUAUUCUCUUUAUCAAUAUCUCCUGCAUUAAACACAUGAUAAACUACAGUUAAUCAGAUUAGCAGUUGAUGUGUUAAACGUAGUGCACUUGUAACCACGGAUAUAUUCUACACAUGAAACAAUAACCACACUAUUUAUUAGCACAUACUGUGUUAACAGCUGAACUGUUUUAUUAACUUAAGCUCACUCAUCUAAGAAUGUUGUAGCACCUUUAUCUUAAAAAAUGUAAAUAAACCUGUUUUGUUAUUUGGUUUCGUAUUAUGUUCAAAUGAUGGUUUGUAUUUUUUAUUUAUUUCAUAAUAUUUAAUUUAAUCAGGUAGUUUAAUUGAGGAAAAGAUCUAUUUUUCAAGAGAGACUUGAGAACAAGAAACCCUCAAAAGAACACAAUCAGCAAAACAGAAACAACACAACAAACAGGAAGUGAAGAAAAAACAUUUACAAGUAUCAUAAAAACAUCAGUUAAUAAAGCUUUAAUAAAGCUAAAUGGAAUGUAAGACUCUAGUUUGAGGCCAGUUUGUAGUUCAUUUCAUCUUAAAAGGUGCAUAGGAAUGUCAAAGGUUGAACAGUCCCUGGAUCUUGUACUUUAGUUACUAGAUUUAAAUGAGAGAAGAGGCUGGUCAUUUCCGUCCUGACCAGUCAAACAUCCUCCUAUAAAGAAGGUAUUAAUCACCAGAAAUAGAGUAACUACAAAUUGUAGUGGUGGAGCAUUUUGGUAGGUGGCCUGAUUGAUACUCAUGAGUUGAAGAAGUGUUCAAAUAGUUUCUCAGUAAUGACAGUUUGGUCAGAAACAUGCACACCAGUAGCCUGCUGGAGGUCCUUUUGUAGGGCUCUGGCAGCGCUCCUCCUGUUCCUCCUCACACAAAGGAGCAGAUACCGGUCCUUCUGCUGGGUUGAUGUCCUUCUACGGCAUUGAGACUGUGCUGGAUGACACAGCAAACCUUCUUCCACCCACACGUAUGGAUGUACCAUCCUGGAGGAGCUGGACUACCUGUGCAACCUGACUGGGCUGCAGGUACCAGUAGUGACAAGGACACUAGCAGAACACACAACUAGAGAAGAAUCAGUCGGUAAGGAUAAGGAGGGAGCAACUGUCUGUGGCCACCACAUGUAAAACCAUUCCCUAUUUUGGGUCUUGUUUUUGCCCCUCCACUGCACCUGUUUGCACUUUCAUUUGCACCAAAGCAGCUGAACUGAUUCACAAUCACUUGUGCUUCCUAAAUGGACAUAUUGAUAUCUCUGAAGUUUAACUGACUUG
Molecule: messenger RNA, 4240 nt
Organism: Epinephelus moara (kelp grouper)
Lineage: Eukaryota; Metazoa; Chordata; Actinopteri; Perciformes; Serranidae
Gene: cep97
Product: centrosomal protein 97
Exons: 11
Coding region: 285-2606 (773 amino acids)
Molecular function (GO): protein binding
Source: RefSeq, a predicted model, not a curated record